This is a messenger RNA of Colletotrichum aenigma, 735 nucleotides long. RefSeq lists its product as uncharacterized. The transcript has 2 exons. The record is from RefSeq and is a predicted model, not a curated record. Bases 1 to 735 code for a protein of 244 amino acids. Lineage: Eukaryota; Fungi; Ascomycota; Sordariomycetes; Glomerellales; Glomerellaceae.
AUGCCUAGCCCGCUUACGAGCCCCCAAGCAUCCCGUCUCUUAUGGAGGCUCCAGGGCCCGUUGGCCGAGAGCAUCUUCGUCGUAUGGAACUGGGACACCCAAGACCCUCCGCGUGAACCCUUCGCCACCCAGAACCUCACAGGCAACAUUUCAUGGCACGCCAUCUCACAGGAGUCGCUCACGGAACCCAAGAUCAAGACCAUAAGCGGCGAAUGGAUUGAGUGGCACUUGCGACAUGCUAGUCCUGGCGAUGACGACUGCGUCUAUGGAGAGCUGCUGGACGACCUUCAUUACGAGUCAGAGUGCAGCAGCAGCGAAGGAGCCGAAGAGGAUGACAAUGGCGACGAGGUAGAGCUCUUGCGCUGCUGCGACACUGACCAGCCAAAAAGAGCACUGCCCCUCGUCAUCGAGGCAUCCAACACGGAAUCCAUCACAAUUCACGAUUACGUCUCGGCGCUACACCCGUGGCUAAUAGGGCUGCGGCAGGACAUCGCACGAGCUGACAACAUGAUGGGCGACAGGAAAUCGGAGGAGUACGAGCAUCUGGUGGUAUAUAUUACCAACCCACAGGAUUUGAGCAUCAUGGACGAGAGGCGUUUACUCGGUUGCAGGUACACGUGUCCGCCAGUUCAGAUGCCCAUGAGCCAGGAGCACGCGUACUUGCCGAGCAAUGUUUUGACGCUUGACGUUCCUCUUUUCAGGAAUAUCCCGCGUGCAGGGGGUGAUUCUGUAUGA